GUGAAAACAAAAUGGCGACCCGGACAGGUGAGCGGGAAAAAAGAGCUGGUGUUGUUUACUUGGAAACGGACGGAUAUUAGCUGCAAAAAGUGAAUUUCUCUUAAUUAAUGACUACUACUUUGCUUUAAUCUGUGAGACCACAGCUAAAAACUCCCAUGGAGGUGCGGUUGGUGCGAAAUACCGAACAGACAGAAGGGUACAUUAUAAUUAGACUUUUUCAGCUCGGGCCGUAGCGUCCCAGACAUCGUGAUGAGUAAGCUAAAUUUGACUUUAUACGAGUGUCUUCAGCAAGUUUCAUUAGAAAAGUACCAUGGCAAGUUUACUGAACGUGGAAUUUUGGACGUUGGUGGUUUGCUGUCGCUUACAAUGCAAGAUUAUCCUGCCUUGGGUAUUUCCUCAAUGGCGGACCGACAGAAUCUUUUCUACUUGAUUCAGACUAUAAAGACAAUGCAGGUGUCCUCUUCCCAGAGAGGGCUGUUACAUAAUGGAACGGAUAAUGAACGUUUGGUGCCGAUGGAGGGGCCAGCGGUAGAGAAUAAGAAAGGUAUAAUAUUAAUAUUGAAACAAACAAAGUGCAUGAGGAAAUUAGCAGAGGGUAAUUCCAUUCCAUUCCAUUCCCCACUCUCCGUUUAGCGUCACCCGACCGACCCAAAAUUUUGCAUUUCCAAUUAACAAAAAAGUAACGACGUAGCCACCAUUUUUCACUUGAAAUAAUUCUUUUAAUCUUAAAAAUGAGCAUAGUAGAGGCCCUGCCGAGGUAAAUUCCGACAAGCGACAAGGCCCAAAAAGUGGUGACAGUGCGUAAAAUGAAAUCGAGACAGGAGACAACCUCCCUCGGCCUAAUUGCGACAGUGACAGCAAAGCCGACAAUAAGCAACAAGCACUUAUAAACACCGAUACGGGACAUUUUAAAAUUCAGACAUGCGACAUGGGACCCCCCCUCCCCCGGCAUGGCCUCAUAGUAACAGCAUAGAGAAAAACUGGAACAACAACAGGAACAUUUUUUACAGUAUAUUGUGCAUUUUGUUAAUCCAAAUAUGUAAAUGUUAACUUUAAAUGUCAUCCUGGGGUACCAGGGCCUCCUAUUCUGAGACUUCUGGUGAUUUUUUUUAGGUUUUUUUUUUUACAAAAUCCGACUGACCGACCCAAUAUCAGGAAACGCAUUCAACACUAAACGAAUAAAAAAAGGGGAUGCCCUAAGAGAUAUGAUGUUCACCCUCUUACUGAAAGAAAUAAAAGUUAAAGUAAAGGCCAGGGCUGUCCGUAAGAUUUUAAGUUGCCAGGUACAUGCAAUAAAUUAGUCGCUAGGAAAUUGAACAGGUAGGAAAUUCUUUUGGCUCUUUUUUCCUUUCUUUCCUUUGGAAGUAGUUGGGGGUCUUGCACAUAGCAGCUGGGGGAAAUCCCCUGACCCCGCUUUAGUGACAACCCUGGCAGACACCCCCUUCAGACAAAAGGAGUUGUUCUCAAGAAAUUGAAAGUCCCAACAUACCCAGCUACCUAUUUCUUCCUUUAUGGCAGUGAAGGAGGUUGGGGGGUGGGGGUAUUAAAUGGGAUGUCUUAUCGGGGAGGGAUAGCUGAAACUGAUUAAAAUAAUAUUGAAUCGAAAAGUUGCAAUGCUACAAGAUUUCCUUAAGGUAAUUCCCUUGUUUUGCAUUACGCAUCACCAACUACACAUAAUAUUGCAACUUCAAAGGUGGUGGUAAUUUUCACUGGUUGUCUUCCGCUCGAUUUCACCAUCUCCCGGGUCCAGUCUUUGAUCAAAAAGAGGAAACAAAGGCUCCUUUUGUAGUCCAAAUGCUUUUAAUAGCGAUUUUGAUAACUAUACCCGGCUAAAAUGGUGUUAUUCUCCUCAAUCCCUUCAGGCAAAAUUAUCAUGUGAAGCCAAAAUUGCCCCUUUGUUGUCUUUUUGCAAUGAAACAAGAUUGGUGACUCCCCUUUUUUGUUUGUGUUUUCCACUCAUUAUUGCUACACAAAAAAUAAAUCUUAACCCAUUCGCUCCUGGAGAUUUUGCCGAAAAAUGCGUUUUGAAGCUAGUCGAGUGGUUUUCUGGUCACUGUCGUGCUAUAAAGGGCUAAAACUUACCACAAACCGGUUUACAGGUCGUACACUUUGCGGCCUUCUGAUCCAGAUGCAAAAUAUUAGCUUGCGAAGUUCGGGCAUGUGCAGAAAGCAAAAUUUUGACAUAGUUUUUGGGUUUAAAAGUGACACAGCAGUCUUGACUUUUACUUUUCGCUUUCUCUCCUCCCUUCUUUUUUUCACUUUUCUUGCCUCAUUUUUUUUUCUCUUGCUGGGCAUUUAGUAGGCUUCAAUUUAGUGGGAAGAGUUUUUAGGAAAGCUUUUAGGAUCUAAGGAUUAGGUGAAAGGAAAGGUAGGUGGGUAAUGGAACAAGAUUUUCAUGGAGAUUUUCAGGUCAAUGUCUCAUGGUUUUUUGCUUCUUUCUCCGGUGUCCUUGAUUGAAUUGUGCUCAUUCUGGUAUGGUUUGAAAGAUCUCUUCACUCUACACAAGUUAGCGAAGAAAGUUGUCCUUGACCGUUAAAUCUGAUGACGUCACAAAGGGUAGAAAGGACCUGGAUCCGCACGGGCGGUUACGGGCGGUUCAGGGGUGAAUGGGUUAAGGAAAAAACAAAUCUGGAUAGUAGAAGUUAUAAAUUUUAAGAUAUGAAUUAUGUUAAACUCCACAUUUAGGGCCACAGAGAAGUACAAUAAUGUUAAAACUAAACUGUCUGUUUCUCUCCAUUUUUUCAAGAUCAGGUAAUUUUAAAUCAUUGUACUGAAACAUUAUAGCCCAGACAAACCAACGGGUCGUAGGUUUUAGUCAAAUUCAUAGUUUUUGCUUUAUGGUAAGAUUUUUUGACAGGUGGUCAAGCUCUGAACAUUUUGCAAGCAACAGGAAAAAACACUCAGAAUUAUGGGCACAAAGGGCAAAAACAAGCACGGUGACCCCAACCUUUUAUCGCAGUUUUUGAAUGUCCUAUAAAUGGCUGACAAUUGUGCCAAGUUUGAAAAAAAACUGGAUAGUACAUCCUUUUCAAGGGAAUUACCUUAAUUCCAAAUCUAAAUUGUUCCUAUUGUUUAUAGCAUGGUAACAGUAUUUAUUUAUAUAAAUUAUUUAUAUUUUAGACAAGAAGACAGGUGCAAAGAGACCACGAGAGGCUACAGAAAACAGCCCAGUAGCCAUCAAGAUAAAAUCAAAAACAAAGGACAAGUCUUGUGCAAGUUCUUCAAGGCCAUCCACUAUGUCAAGGUAAAAAAUAAUGUUGUAAGUUAAGCCCAUUAAAAUCAAAUGGGAAGAAUUUUACAGUGGAUGUUGCUUGUUCAACCAUACUAAUCCCAUUUAAUCAUGUCUCAGAUCAACAGAGUAUGCUGCAGGAUUUUACAACUACGGUGUUCCUAGUUAUAAACCCAAACAAUCACCAAUCAAAAGAGUCCAUUCAAGAUCAGAUUUGGGUCCGUCAAGAAUACAAGUGUGUGUUCGUAAGCGACCCCUAAGCAAAGCUGAGUUGAUGGGCAAUGAGGAAGAUGUAGUCAUGGUGACUGAUAAGAAUACAGUUGUGCUUACAGCACCAAAACUUGCAGUGGACCUAACAAAGUAUACUCAAAAGGUACAAUGCCCUUUAGAUAAUAAUGGAAUGAUUAAAAUCAUUACCAAAUUAUAAGCAUGGGAACUGUUGCCUUAAGAAGGUAGCUACAAAAGGCCUGAGGCACCCUAAACACAGCUAUAUCCAUGGUAAUUACCCUAAUUACCUGACUUGAUACUCCAUACAGCAGUAGACAGCCUCUUGGAAGGGGAGGGUGAGGAUUGAGAAUCCACAAAGAUUUGCUAAUAGGAGUGAUGCAGUGUUCUUGAACAAAUUUGUAUAGGUAAUAGCAUGAUUUGUAGUGAUAUUUGGCAUAAAUACCACAAGUGAUAUUUCAAAAUUGUUAUACAUAAUUUCACGAGCCGUUAGGCGAGUGAAAUUUGACACAAUUUUGAAAUAUCACGAGUGGUAUUUAUUCCAAAUAUCACGUUCAAAUCAUACUAUUAUUUGUUUAUACUACUACCCGCAAAGGUUUUGUAAUUUUCACAUGUAGGUAUUUCAAAUUAAGCUGAAAUACCACUGCUCUAAGCCAAUCAAAUUGCAGAAAUUUCUCAUGUAGUAGUAUAAAGACUGAAAUAGGGCCAUUCAAAUACCUGCGUCAUGAACUGUAUAGUAUUGUGUGGAACCUACACCUUUGUUUAGUGUUGUAGGUCUUCUGUGUACAAGACAUCCGUCUAAACCAUUAUAUAUUGAAAUAUCUAGAUUAUAAUGGCUUGUGCUCUUGGUUGCAAUAUUGAAAAUGGAAUGUUGCUGGCAGACUUGUUGCUUGUUUUGAUACUCCUAGUUACUUAUAGUCACUUCUAGUUGAUCAAUCUUCCACAUUUUAAUGCCUGUUGUUUUUUGUUUUCUAGUAUCAGUUUGUAUUUGAUGAGGCUUUUGAUGAACAUUGCAGCAACAAAGAUGUUUUUCAAAGAACUGCUCAGCCACUCAUCAAGACAGUUUUUAACAGGUUUUUUAUUUGACAUUAUUACAAGUACAUCAUACAAUAAGAAAACAGUGUCACUUCCCAAACUUGUAGAAGGCCCCUAACAAAAGAGUUACUCAUGACUGUAUUGACUCAUGGCUAAUCGUUUAAGUCCCCAAAGUGACCAAAAUCAAUUUUCUCUUGUUAAUUUCAAUUCAUUUAAACCAAGAGAAAAGGUUUUGAGAACUAACAAAAUAAUCACCGAAGAGAAAAUGUUUUCAUUGAAAUUCACUCUACUAGUUCUUUGUGGAAAUGUAUGGAGAUAACUCUACAAAAUUUCUAGGUGGAUUUAGGAGCCUAAAGGAUUAAUAUCUUACCAGCCCAUUCCAUUAUUUGACCUCUUUUUUUCCUCCUGCACUUACCUGAUCUUUGAAUUUCCUCUUCUACACAAACCUUGUUUACAUUUUCCACCUUUGUUAUCCUACAUGUAUCUCCGAGAUUACCUGCUCUUCUCCUCCUUUCUAAUAACUAAAAGUACCGAAUGUUCUUCUUCCAGACUUCACCAACCUUGCUCCACCUGUUGCUUGCUUCACCUGUUUCUUUAUCCCACUUACAUUCAAUGUUUAAAUAUGCUUUCCAAAGUCCAAAUGUGCUUCCUUCUUCUCAGCCACAGGGUUCACACAGUCUCGAAAAGUCCUUGAAGUUUGGGGGAAGUCCUUGAAAAGUCCGUGAAUUCCAUUUUUCCUUGAAAAGUCCUUAAAUUUCUAUACAAAUCCUUGAGAAGUCCUUGAAUUUUCUUUAACUUCGAAUCUCGUGGCCUGAAAAGUGUUUUUUUGCUGCUUUUUGGUUGUCCAAGACAGAAUAUGAAUCAUAGGUCAGAGAAUUUAAAGGUUAUUUACACAAAGUGCUCAAUGUUUUGUGCAAUAAUAAGCUGUCAAUUUAAGACAAGUGAACUGAGAAAUGUAGAGAAGUUGGUGAAGCAAACAGUUCAAGCCUUAAAGCCUUAUUAGAAUAGACUGGGGAUGUACAUUUUUGUGUAAUCUGUGAAAUAAUAUAUUCCCAGUAGGUGGUCCUUGAAAAUCUAAUGUGGUCCUUGAAAAGUCGUUGAAAAAUGGUUGCAAUUUUUUGUUUGAACCCUGACUGCCAUCUACCUACCUGACACCGCUUCCUUCUACAUCUCUUCCUACCUACUCCUAACAACUCCCUUUGGCUUUCAAUCACUCUUUCUUCUUUCCUUCCUCCUCCCUUUGGUUAGUUACUACAUGAUUCCUUUAAGCUUUACCUUGUGUGAUAGUUAACUUCUGGUGGUGAUGCUGAGGUUACAAUAAUCAUGUCACCAAACUUUNCAAAUCCUUGAGAAGUCCUUGAAUUUUCUUUAACUUCGAAUCUAGUGGCCUGAAAAGUGUUUUUUUGCUGCUUUUUGGUUGUCCAAGACAGAAUAUGAAUCAUAGGUCAGAGAAUUUAAAGGUUAUUUACACAAAGUGCUCAAUGUUUUGUGCAAUAAUAAGCUGUCAAUUUAAGACAAGUGAACUGAAAAAUGUAGAGAAGUUGGUGAAGCAAACAGUUCAAGCCUUAAAGCCUUAUUAGAAUAGACUUGGGAUGUACAUUUUUGUGUAAUCUGUGAAAUAAUAUAUUCCCAGUAGGUGGUCCUUGAAAAUCUAAUGUGGUCCUUGAAAAGUUGUUGAAAAAUGGUUGCAAUUUUUUGUUUGAACCCUGACUGCCAUCUACCUACCUGACACUGCUUCCUUCUACAUCUCUUCCUACCUACUCCUAACAACUCCCUUUGGCUUUCAAUCACUCUUUCUUCUUUCCUUCCUCCUGCCUUUGGUUAGUUACUACAUGAUUCCUUUAAGCUUUACCUUGUGUGAUAGUUAACUUCUGGUGGUGAUGCUGAGGUUACAAUAAUCAUGUCACCAAACUUUCUCAUUGUUUUUCCCAGUUUGUAACCUGCCCAAGAUCAGGCAUCAUUAAAAAUGUGAACAUUUUUCUCUAUAAGUUUCUUUUUUCUUUUUUGCUCUUUCUCUCCCUCCUAAAUACAUCUUUUGUUACAACUUGUGUACCUGUAUUUUUUGUCCCUUAGUCAAAAGAUUUUGAAUAUCUAAUUUCAGGGGUAAGGCUACUUGUUUUGCUUAUGGCUGCACUGGAAGUGGAAAAACCUUCACCAUGCUGGGAAAUGAGGAAGUUCAGGGAAUCUACAUCCUGGCAGCCAGUGAAAUAUUCACAAAAUUGCAUAAUGAAACUCAUGGCAAAGGAUUGGGAUUAUGGAUCAGUUUCUAUGAAAUUUAUUGUGGACAGCUGUUUGACCUGUUAAAUGGGAGAGCAAAGUAUGUAUGUGUUGGAAACCCAGAAAAAUAUAAGUUAGUUUACAUAGGUGACCUUAAGAAAAUGAUCACUGUACAAUUUGUGUCUACUACAGUACACGUGCAUGCUUGGUUACAUGGGAAGAUUUCAGUAUUCAAGAUCAACAAAAACCGGAUCAGAUCAAACCUUGUAACCCCAUGACAGCAGCAACCUUUGUCAUUUUUAGUUACUUACAGGGAUUGAUCUGAUCCAGGUUUUGUUGAUGCGUAUGAUUUUCUUAAGCUGGUUCACACAGUAACAGCAACAAAAAUGCGAAAGCAAAAUGUAAGCACCUUGCUUGCUGAGAUACAUGCACUGGCCUUUAAGCCAGUUUUUUGUGAACAAAGAAAAUACAUUUUUGCAUGUUCAAACUGCCUCAAUGUAAACGCAAACACUAGUGGCUGUUCAAAAAUGUCAAAUGUUCCCUUUUCAGUAUGCUUGCAUUUGUAUUUAUUUUAGCAAAGCAAAACACAGCCUUUGAUAGCAGUUGUAUUACAUAUUUUCUAUAUGUUUUGCAGGUUAUUUGCAAGAGAAGAUGCCAAUCACCAAGUGUGCAUAGCUGGAUUGACUGAGCGGCAUGUUCACAAUGUAGAAGAAUUGAUGGAGGUAUAAUAAUGAUAACAAUAAUACAAACUCCAUAACUGGAUGCGUUUGAGCUUUUACUGAGUAUAUACUAACUUGAAAAGUGAUCUCCAAGAUCAUAACAAAUUUUAACACCUGUUUUAACAACUGAUGAAGUUGUUUCUGUGCAGGUUAUAGAAUAUGGUGGGGGAGUACGAAGUACUGGAGCUACUGGUGUUAAUUCUGACUCUUCAAGAUCACAUGCCAUCUUACAACUGGAUGUAAAAGUUAUACACAAUGAAGAACAUGUUGGAAGGUAUAUUUUAUCAUUUUUCUUUUUCUUCUUCUUCUUCUUCUUCUUCUUAUAAUUAUCAUUAUUAUUAUUGGAGUCGUGCUCUUUCCUCUUAUGGGACCGUGUUCAUUCCAUGAAAAGUCUCAUGGAUUAUAACUUGAUGGAUAGUGACCUUCUGAGUAUGUGAGCAGUCACAAGGUGUACAAUCUUCUGAUGAUCUGUUAUUCUGAUGUUUUCUGGGAUCUUUCUGAUGUAGUUUUCAGUCCCUUUCUUGACAAGCCCAAGAGCACCAAAUACCACUGGGACAGUUGUUGUUUUAGUUUCCAUGGUUUCUCAAUUUCUAUUUUGAGAUCCUUGUAUUUCGGAAGUUUUUCUACUGUUUUUAAAGAGGUGUUUUUUUCAUUAGGGAUAAACAUAUCAAUGAGCAGGCAGGUCCUCUCCUCCUUGUCUUUUAUUACCCUGUCUGGCCUGUUUGCCAUGAUCUCUUUGUCUGUCUGGACUGGCAUGUCCCAGAGUAUAGUCACUUUAUUGGUAAAUUGUCUUUUCUCUGUUCCAAAGAAUUUUUAGUCCCACAUACAUUGCUGAAAGUUUAUUGCCCUCUAUACAUGUUAUUCUCACAGGUUUUCAUUCAUUGACUUGGCUGGAUGUGAGCGUGCAGCUGAUGUCACAGAUACUGACAAGCAAACACGGGUGGAAGGAGCUGAAAUUAACCAGAGUUUGUUAGCUGUAUGUCAAUAAGAACACAUUCAAUAUUUUAAUUUAUUUUUGAAAAAAAUAUUCUCUUCUAUGCAUUUGUUAAUAUACAAAAUAAUUUCCUUGAUAUCUCGUUCUUUUUUUCAAGUUAAAGGAAUGCAUCAGAGCACUGGAUCUGGAUUCAAAACAUACGCCAUUUCGUCAAAGUAAACUCACUCAGGUAGCUAUUAAAUAAUUUAAUUCAUUUUUAACCUCACUAACAAUAGUUAAUAUUAAUUAGCUGAAUAUUUUUCUACUAAUUGGGCAUAGUGGUUUUUUUAUGUCAAUGAAUGAAAUAGUUUUCUUACAAAUAUAAAAUUUCAUUUUCGCAUGCUAUAAUUAAUUUUUCUUUAAUUUUCAUCUCAUUUUUUACACAGGUUCUGAAAGAUUCCUUUAUAGGAAACUGUCAGACUUGUAUGAUAGCCACCAUAUCACCCAAUAAAUCUUGCAGUGAGAACACCCUUAACACACUCAGAUACGCUGACAGGUAAGCUGAUAUAAGUAGAUACAGGAUACUGGUAAGUUUUGUGUCCCCCACAAAAACAAGUGCCACAAAUAUUUCCCUGAGUGAUUAGUUUUUUGUGAUCCUUUAAUAAAGCUAGUCUGUGUGCAAAAACAUCCUACUCUAAAAAGUAAUAAGAGGGCCAGCAGGGGAAGUUUGCAUGGAGGCCUUCACUGUUUCUAGUGAAUGUACGGACAGGGCUAGACCUGUUCAGACCACCUCCUCAGAACAGCCACCUCUUUAAAACCACCUAAUAGUAUGCAUUUUCCCACUUAUUUGUUCAUUCUUUUGUUUCCUCAUCUUAUCAUGUCAUUGAUAACCUCCACCACUGCCCAUCUCCUCAGUAUAAAUCAGGUAUAUUUUCCAGUUGCAAGUUUCUUUCACUGGAAUUCUUAACAUAGAAACCUCUGAAAUGAUGAUGCCAGUUCUCUUAUCAUAUUGGCCAAAAUUGUCAGUCAAAAAAAUUGAGGUUUGGUUUUGUGUGUGUUGACUAAUUCACCUCAUUGACACAUACUGUAGAGUGAAAGAGUUGAAAAAAGGCAUACCAGUCACCUUGCCAUCAGCUCCUCGACCACUGACUGUACCUGCAACUAUGCCUGAAAAAGACCAGCUGUUCUGUGAAGACAAGAACAAAGCUUUACCAGGAGUGGCCAGAAUUCAGGUAUUCAAAAACAUCCCUUGAUGCAUUUUAUUGAAUAGUAGUGAAAGUUCCAAAAUUGUUAAUUGUUUCUACUUUUUUCACACUAAUUCUGUCAAACAACAAUUUCUAUUUUUUGUUCAUGGUUCUUUGUAAUUUGCAUAAUCAGCUGGGUAUUUUUUUUUCAUUUAUUCUAUUUUAACCAUUCCCUGGCUUCAACUCCCAUGAAGGCAAGAGCUAGUACAAAAUAUUAUGUUUGAGUAAAGUGUAGUUUAUUCAUUUUGUUAUUUUCAAAGUGUUAUCCCAAGAGAUCAUUAUAAAAUAGCGAAAAUCUCAAACAUCAUCAAAAUAUUCAAAAGAUCAUUUUGUAAUGGAGCACAUUAAUGAUAUUUGUUUCUGUGUUGGUCAUUUUUUAGGUUAAUACUAUUUUGGAACAUCCCCAAGGCCCUCUAAGGAAGCUCAGGACUGGUAACAAUGGAACUAAUAAAACAUUAAGACUUAACACUUCAUCUUCCAACACAGUAUUGUCACCUAGAGGUCAAGACUCUACAGCAGUAAACAAUAUACCAGUUGGUUCACCUGGAAACAUUCUUGGUAGUAAUACUAAAAAGGGAUUGAAAGUGCUGUUACAUACAUCUAGACCUCAGACUUCACCAGAUGUAACAACUGCAAAAACUCAAAAUUUGGCAAGCAGGAUGCAGAGCAAAACAAGGGCUUCAAAACAAAAGACCAGUGAUAAUUGUACAAAAUCUAAUGGAUUGACUGAAACUUUGAAAGAAAAAUGUGAAGAAAUGCCACAACAGGUUCAGGCAACUUGUGAAGAGAGUGAUAAGAGUUCAGACAUUUUAUUUGUAUCAGCAUCUAGAUUAGGCAGUUAUAAUCAUUUGCCAGAAGUGGUUCAGCAAGGCAACUCUACGGAAGAACUUUUUAAAGAGCAUCAAAAUUCUCAAAAGCUGUCCUAUGCGGACAAGCAAUUAAAUGAAUCUUCACCACCAUCCAGAAACAAUCGUUAUGGUAGUGGUAUCAAAACUAGACUUUCAAAGCUGUUUAGUAAAGGGAACACUUGUAUGGAAGAGCCCAAAGUUGUUGAACCUCAAACAACUAGGAAUGAAGUCAGAGCUCCUCGUUUGAUUCCAAUGCCCAGUGGAAUUCACAAGCCCACCAGGUUCUGAUUUUGUACUGUACAGUAACAGACUUACCUCUUGUGCUUUAAAUUGUUAGACAGAUGGGAAUGACUUGUGUCAAGGCAAUAGAUAUUACCAUUCAAUGCAAAUUUUUCUUCGUUUUAAUUGGCCUAGAGCCCACCUACUGUGUUUGGGCACAAGUAAUAUUCUGUUCAUGUGUAAAUGAAGUGUAAAUGAAACCACGCUUUUCUCCUUCUUGUGAUCGCUCUUGCAUGAAAAUGGUGGAUCGCUUCGCUGACCAAAAAACAAACUUGGUGAUCGAAUAAUAAAACAAUUAUUGACCUCAGUUAUCACAAAAUAUCGUGAUUUGUCAGUGUCUCGCAGAUCAAUCAUUUGCCUCAGCCUUCGGCUUCUGCAAAUAAUAAUAUUAUUGAUCUGCUCGCCAGUGACAAAUCACGAUAUAUUGCUCAACCUGCUAAGUUUGCCCAUUACAAAUCCUGGAGAAUUUUCAUUAGAAUACAAUGUGUUGUCCUAAUUUUGAAAUAAAGGGUGCAGGUAAUCAUGAACUGUUUGAUCAAGUUUGGAAAUAGGCUCUUGCCUAUCUAGAGCACUGUUUGAUAUAAAAUAAUAAGCAAGAAAGGCAUUGAAAUUGAAGUGACUAUGGUAUAUGGUUACAGUCAAAGCCCGUUAAUACAGACACUAAGGGGGCCAUAGAAAGUGUCCAUAUUAACAGGGUGUCCGUAUUAAGAGGGUUGAAUUUAAAGAAAAUAUAAUGGCUUUUUUUCCCCAAAGGCAAACCAAACUGUCUGUUAUAAUGAGGUGUCUCUAUUAAGUGGGUGUCUGUAAAGCAGGAUUUGACUGUAUUUAAUUAUUAUCAUCUCCUCUUAUUUAUUCUUGAGCAGUUUUUGCAAAUGUAUCAGUAGCUUGCAUGGUAGAGGUUAUAAAAUGCGGGUGGAGGUAAUCAAUUUUUUUUUUCGCUAAUGUUUAUCAUACCUGCCUUAAACUGCACAGCAAGUUGGUUUUAGAAAACAUUUCCAGUUAAGAAGAUCUGUUGUUCAUUUGGAAUUUGCAUAACCUGGUUGAAGCUGGUUUUGCACCCAAAGUACACAGCCGCAUUUGUUUAUUAUGUAAUUGAAAAUAACGUAGUUAGGUCCUCUACAGCCUGAUAGUUAUUAUUGUAACACAACUAAAGGUUUUUUCAGAGUGACCGGUCAACUGAUACCGUAUCUAAUUUUUUUUAUGCAGGGAACUGGUUCAUAUGUCUUUGGAUUUUGGUGAACAAGACAGAUCCCAUCUGAGUCUUUCUCAAGAGCAGUUAGUGGCAUCACACCACACACAGCUUGCUAUGGUAACAGGGCUUUGUCAGGAGGAAAUGGUGCUUUUAAAACAAAUUAACAGUGGACAGGAGGUAGAUGAAUUAUUUUUAGGUUAAAAUCCUGUCUACAAAUUAUUGUCAUUUGUUUUUAAUAUUUGCAAUGAUCUGAAGUUCUAGGAGGAGUUAGAAAAUCUCUUAUCAUAUUGCACUUUUGUUGUUACGAAAAAACAAACUUACUUAGUUUUCAUGUUGAUGUUCUUUCCAGUUUAAAAAAUACCUUGUAGCUUAUUAAUUUUUACAACUUGCCCACUAGAGCACCCAUGAUUCAGUGGUUUAAUUCAGGCUUCCUGCAUUAUACAAUCAAACCCGCUUUACAGACACCUGCUUAAUAUGGACAACUCAUUGUUAUGGACAGUUUGCUUUGUCCCUUGGGAAACCCCUUACAAUUUCUCUAAAUUCAACCUGCUUGUAAUUGUAUUGUCAUUUGUUUACCCACAGAGCACCAAGGAGCUCAUAAGAACUUGUUUAAAUGUGUCUGUGUGUCUUUCUAUGGCAUCCUCAUUGUCUGUAUGUUAUUAACAGAUGUUCCUCUAGGUUUUUUUGGUUGGGUGGCCACUUAUUUAAGCAAAUAUAAUGUGCACUAAUUUUGUUUAUAAUUAUUUAACAUUACACAGGAUUUUAGAGACUACAUCAGGCAGUUGAAUGACAUCCUUACAAGGAAGGCAGCUUGUAUUGCAUCUUUACAAGAAAGGCUUUCUAAAUUUCCUUCACAAUGA
Porites evermanni is the source of this 12761-nucleotide messenger RNA. Lineage: Eukaryota; Metazoa; Cnidaria; Anthozoa; Scleractinia; Poritidae. The record is from the annotation of a GenBank genome assembly.